AUUUCUUCGUUUCGGAUCUUACGUUUGUCUUCCUUUCAAGCUCAAAGGAAAAAUGCUCGUAAAAUCACUCUUGGUGCUGGCCGCCACUCUUGGAGCUGUUGCCGCUCAUCCUCUCGAGAAGAGACAACAACCCGAUGCUGUUGAGACUCCUGAUUUGGAUCUCCAACCUUUGCACUGGGGUGAUGUGAACUUCAUCCAAACUACUGACACCCACGGUUGGCUGCAGGGACACGUGUUGCAACCGCAAUACAACGGUGACUUGGGUGAUUUCUACUCUUUCGUGGUUCGCAUGAAGGAGAAGGCUCGCAAGAUGAAGAAGGAUUUGUUUGUCGUUGACUGUGGUGACACUCACGAUGGCAAUGGUCUUAGUGACACAACUCAACCCAAGGGAAAAGAAACCCAACCUUUGUUGAAGAAAAUCCCGUAUGACAUCCUUUCUAUUGGCAACCACGAACUUUAUGUGAACAACGUUACCAUUGAUGUCGUCAACAACUACAUCGACCACUGGAAGGGUCGUUACCUCGCUGCUAAUGUUUACUUCAAGGAUCUCCACACCAACAAGACUGUUCCCAUUGCUGACAAGUACACCUACUUCAAGGGCAAGUACGGCACUCGCGUUCUCGCUCUCGGUUUCCUCUUCAACUUCCACGGUAACGAUGACUUGUCUGUCGUUAAGCCUAUUGUUGAGGAAGUCAAGGAACCCUGGUUCAAGAAGGCCAUGACUUCUCACAAGCCUGAUAUCAUUGUCCUCUUUGGUCACGUCGGUCUCCGCUUCCAGGAAAUGCAAGAUGCUCUUGCCGCUGUCCGUCAAUAUUACCCCUACCUUCCCGUCGCUAUCAUGGGUGGCCAUACCCAUAUUCGUGACUUUGCUGUCUACGAUCGCUGGGCCGCUGGUGUCCAGGGUGGUCGCUACUUGGAAUCCGUUGCUUGGAUGUCCCUUGAUGGUGUCAAAGAAUCCACCAAGUAUGUGAAGAAGCACGGUUACAACGGCCCUACUCCUUCUUCCAACAUCACCUUCCACCGCCGUUACCUCGACCAGAACCGCAAGACCUACAUUUUCCACACCACCAAGACUGCCAAGAAGUUCGAUACCAAGGAGGGCAAGUCCAUCAGCAAGCGUGUCACCAAGUUGCGCCACAAGUUGGACCUCGCUGAACCCUAUGGCUGCGCUCCUCAGGAUUACUACGUCACCGCCGCUCCCGUCAACAGCACCGACAGCAUCUACGAUUUGGUCACCAACGGUAUCAUGGCUCACACCGUCGUUGAUUCUUCUCGCAAGAACCCUGCUUUCUAUCUUAUCAACACUGGUGGUAUCCGUUACGAUGUCUACAAGGGUCCUUUCACUCUUGACAACAUGUACCAGGUUUCUCCCUUCGGUGACAACUUCUACUACUUGGCCGAUGUUCCACACAGCGCUGCUAAGCAGAUGUUGGAUAUCAUCAACGAGCAAGGUGAAUUGAAGAAGCGUGAUAACACUCACAUCCCCAACCCUUACUUCAAGGCUCCUGUCUUUGCUGGUUCCCGCUUGCCCGAGAACGCCACCGAUGAUACUCUCAUUGAUGUCGUCUUUGUCGAAUUCAUGAACAAGCAGAUGGAACUUGUCGCUUACUCCUUGACCAACAAGAACUUCACCGCUCAGCUCUACGGUUCCAAGGAACGCGGUCCACAGACGCCCUACACUGCUCUGCGUAAUACGGCCAAGCAAUCAGCCAAGACGAAACAAUCGACAACAGGCGUACGAUUGUCAUUGGCAGCCUUGGGGCUGUUGCUCGCCAUCAUUGUCUAUAUCAUUCCUGACUCCAAGCUCUUUUCACUGUUCCAUUCCCCUUCUUCCAACAGCGUGUCCUGCAGUAAAUAUGCAUUGAUGAUCGAUGCCGGGUCCACUGGUUCGCGUAUUCAUGUCUAUCGAUUCCAUCAGUGUGCGGCGGGUGAUCAUAUCGAACUGGAAGAUGAAGAAUUAUUUGAGCAGACCAUUCCGGGGUUAUCUGCCUAUGCAGAUAGUCCACAAAAGGCGGCGGAAUCACUCGAUGUGCUUCUUCAAGCCGCCGUCAAGGUGGUGCCACAGGUGUUGCAACGCAAGACCCCCAUCGCUGUCAAGGCGACAGCAGGCUUAAGAUUGCUCGGUGACGAAAAAAGCGAUAAUAUCCUGCAAGCCGUCAAUGCCCACUUGAAAAAACGAUACCCUUUUCCCAUCGCCGAUGAUGGCGUCUCUAUCAUGGAUGGUCGUGAUGAAGGUGUUUACGCAUGGGUGACGGUCAACUUUUUGCUCGGCAAAUUACGUGCCACUUCCGAGACUCGUCCCUCCACGGCCGCCGUGUUCGAUCUUGGUGGUGGAUCGACUCAAAUCGUGUUUGAACCCGAUACCCUGGAAAGUGGAGAAUUAUUGGACAUGCCAGAGGGAGAUCACAAAUACGUAUUAACCUACGGAAAAAGAGAUUACCUGCUGUAUCAGCAUUCCUAUCUCGGCUAUGGUCUGAUGGAAGCCCGAAAACGAAUGCACAAAAAAAUUAUUCAAGUUGGUCAAAACGCUUCCGUGAUGAUCAACCCAUGCCUGCCCCCGGAAUUCAGUUGGCCCUUUGAAAAGUAUCAACAACCAGAAGACCCUUCGGUCUCAUUUACGGCGGGGGGAUCUUACAGUGAUUGUACAUCCAUUGUGGACGAUUUGCUGAACAAGGAAGCCAUGUGUCUUGCCCCUCCCUGUUCCUUUGACGGCAUCCAUCAACCUCCCAUCUCGGAAGCUUUCCGUGAAGGCCCCAUUUACAUCUUUUCGUACUUUUACGAUCGCACUCAGCCGCUCGGUCUGCCCGCCAAUUUCCGCUUGCCGGAGCUUGCCAAGCUCACCGACAAAGUCUGCUCGGGCGAAUUCCUCGCCGGUGUGAAAGAUCCUGCCCUGAAAGCCGAAAUGCUCGAUCGUCCAGAGUGGUGUCUGGAUUUAUCAUACAUUUACGGUCUUUUAGCUCACGGUUACGAGAUUCCCGAUGAUCGCAUGAUCAGUAUUGCUAAGAAAAUCAAUGGCGUUGAAACCGGAUGGUGCCUUGGAGCGGCCAUUGCCAUGCUUGACGAAAACUCACUUCAUGAGUAGAAAAAAAAUGGUCUUUUCGGCUCUCAUUGAUCUGCCAGCCGACUAUCGUGCCUAUUCCCUGCAUACCUGCAUUAUCACUUACUGUCCAUAUUCGCACACGUGUUGUUCAAUUAUCACCUCCCUUUUUUUAGACAAUAAUCCAAGAGC
This is a messenger RNA of Radiomyces spectabilis, 3229 nucleotides long. Its product is annotated as nucleoside phosphatase family-domain-containing protein. Gene Ontology annotation, molecular function: UDP phosphatase activity; GDP phosphatase activity. Gene Ontology annotation, cellular component: membrane; Golgi apparatus. The record is from RefSeq and is a predicted model, not a curated record. The transcript has 14 exons. The coding region runs from base 53 to 3082 and encodes 1009 amino acids. Gene Ontology annotation, biological process: protein N-linked glycosylation; nucleoside diphosphate catabolic process; nucleotide catabolic process. NCBI's taxonomy places the organism in Eukaryota, Fungi, Mucoromycota, Mucoromycetes, Mucorales, Radiomycetaceae.